UCAUACGAGUUUCGCUCAGACUUUGAUUGUCCCUCCGCGGCUGCCGUACCAUCCGCAAUCAGCAGUUUGUUUACUGGCCAAGCUAACUGCUAGCAUUAGCCGUAGUAAUGGCUGAAUAUUCACAUGUAAAAUCAACAAAACUGGUCCUGAAAGGUCUCAACAAAGGAAAAAAGAAGAAGAACAAAGACAGAAAAAGAAAAGCAAACGAUGAGGACAAACUUGAUAUCGUAGGUGGUUGGUGGUCCGUCAGCGAUUUUGGGGAAAUCACAGGAACAGUCGCCAUAGAAAUGCAGAACAACGCGUACAUCCAUGCUCUGGAUACUGGCCUCUUCACACUCGGCGCACCACACAAAGAUGAUGAAGGACCGGAUCCUCCUGAACAGUUUACGGCCGUCAAGCUCACCGACUCGCGAAUAGCUUUGAAAUCUGGGUAUGGGAAGUACCUGGGCAUCAACUCUGAGGGUCUGGUGGUGGGGCGCUCCGAUGCCAUCGGCUCCAGGGAACAAUGGGAACCGGUCUUUCAGGAUGGCAAAAUGGCUCUCCUGGCAGCAAAUAGCUGUUUCAUCUCCUACAGUGACAGUGGGGACAUCGUGGCCAAGAGCAAGGCGGCGGGGGACGGCGAGAUGGUGAAGAUCCGGACCAGCACGGAGCGAGAGGUCAAGCGUAAAGACGACAUCGCGGACGAAGACAGGGGCAACGUGAAGUCCUGUGAGGUCAAUUAUGUGAAGAAGUUCCAGAGUUUUCAAGACAGGCGGCUCAGGGUUAAUGAGGAAGAUUCCUCCUCGCUGAAGAGAGCCAGAACAGAUGGAAAAUUUCACGAAGCUCUGCUUGACAGGAGAAGCAAAAUGAAAGCAGACAGGUACUGCAAAUGAAGAUGGCUGCCAGUUCUUUGUCACAGUCUGGAUUUUAUCAAAUUUGAUCUUGGACAUGUAAUUCUUCAGUUUCUUUCUUUUUUUUAUAUUUUGAAUAAACCCUUCCUGGUCCA
Salarias fasciatus (jewelled blenny) is the source of this 985-nucleotide messenger RNA. RefSeq names its product FSHD region gene 1 (gene frg1). The record is from RefSeq and is a predicted model, not a curated record. Lineage: Eukaryota; Metazoa; Chordata; Actinopteri; Blenniiformes; Blenniidae. The transcript has 9 exons. Gene Ontology annotation, molecular function: actin filament binding. Gene Ontology annotation, cellular component: nucleolus; striated muscle dense body; catalytic step 2 spliceosome. Bases 108 to 872 code for a protein of 254 amino acids.